AUGACAAACAGCCACAUAACAGAAUUACACGCCUCAGAUAAAGAGCGGUAUAGCUUCGAGGUAAAUACACCGCCUUCAACGCUCUCCCGGUAUAGCUCCGUGACCUCCACACUGGCUUCAAAUAGUUUGAACACCGACUAUUCUCGCUUGACCAAAGCUGAAAAAUGGAUAAAACGAAUUAAAACCAGAUCUUCGAUGAUCAUUGAGCUACAACGACAAGCUAGCGAGAUAGUAAACACCGAGGAUACCGACUCGGAGAAAUUAUUUGAGAGGGAAGGCGGGGAAGAAUACAUGGAUGAUGUUAUUGGAAGAGGAAGCACCGAUUUCAGCUCUAUGGAUUCCGAAUUAGUUACCUGGGAUGGACCAGAUGAUCCCGAACACCCGCGAAACUGGGCGGCGCGAAGGAAGUGGAUAGCAACGGUGGUUGUUUCUUCAUACACCUUUGUCUCCCCUUAUUCUUCAUCUGUGAUUUCUCUUGGGGUUUCGUUUAUAGCGGAGGAUUUCCACAUCGAGAGCGCCUUCACCAAGGCUCUUCUCGUAUCUAUCUUUGUACUUGCUUGGGCUAUUGGGCCAAUGGUUCUUGCUCCGCUUUCUGAGAUGUACGGCAGAAGAGUGAUGUUGAACUACUCCAUUUUGGUUCUUCUUGCCUUUAAUUUUGGCUGUGCCUUUGCUCAGAACACCACCCAGAUGCUUGUGUUCAGAUUCUUAGCCGCCGAUGGGGAGACCGUGGCCGGUCGGUUUUAUGUAAACCUAAGCCGUCCUAUAAAGUUGUUGUUAUUCCACCCAAUGGUAUACGGGCUUGGUUCUUUCAUGGCAUUUGUCUAUGGUAUACUAUACUUGACGGUUGUCACUGUUCCCAAUGUCUGGAGCGAUGUAUACGGUUUCGAUAAAGGCACUUCGGGAUUGUUAUUUCUUCCUUUGGCCUUGGGAUACCUUAUGGGGAUUUCCUUCUGGACGUGGGCCUGCGACAAAUACUACUCGCGGUGCGUGGUACGAAAUGGGGGUGUUUCCAAACCCGAAUUCAGGUUGCCGAUGUUGGUUUGCUCCGGGGGUAUCAUUCCACUAGGACUUCUUUGGUUCGGAUGGUCGACCGAAAAACACCUUCAUUGGAUUAUACCAUCCAUAGGUCUAUGGCUUUUUGGGUUUGGUCUUAUUGCUGCAUUUCAAACCAUUCAGAGUUAUUUGAUUCACAUGAAUCCGCUUUUCGCUGCCUCAUCUCUAGGCGCCGCCUCGUUAUUCAGAUCCCUCUUUGGGUUUGGAUUCCCAUUGUUUGCUAAUCAAAUGUUCGCAAGGUUGAACUAUGGGUGGGGCAAUACCUUGUGCGCCAUUGUAGCCUUGGCUUUAGGUGUUCCUUUCCCCUUAUUUGUUGUUGUGUACGGCGAGCAGAUGAGAUUAUGGGCGAAUAGAAGGUUUGAACAGGAUAUCGCCACGAGACGCGAAAGAAAUUUGCAACGAUUGCAAGCUCUAAACGAGAAGGAAGCUCAGUUUGUAAACCAGGAAAAGCAGUAACCAAGUGUGCCACUUGGUUAUCUCCCAACAUUUUUUUUUUUGCGAAAACUAUCCACGCUCUUUUGCUAUAUAUCUAAACUAUUUUACAAUCGGAG
Molecule: messenger RNA, 1604 nt
Organism: Babjeviella inositovora NRRL Y-12698
Lineage: Eukaryota; Fungi; Ascomycota; Pichiomycetes; Serinales
Exons: 2
Coding region: 1-1509 (502 amino acids)
Biological process (GO): transmembrane transport
Cellular component (GO): membrane
Molecular function (GO): transmembrane transporter activity
Source: RefSeq, a predicted model, not a curated record